This is a messenger RNA of Parnassius mnemosyne (clouded apollo), 1206 nucleotides long. The record is from the annotation of a GenBank genome assembly. Lineage: Eukaryota; Metazoa; Arthropoda; Insecta; Lepidoptera; Papilionidae.
AUGGCCACAACGCCCGUGGACUACAGCAGCGAUCCCGCAAUUAACAAUUUGCGGGAUUAUCUUCGCAUCCGGAGUGUUCAGCCCAACGUCAAUUACGAUGAGUGUCUAAAUUUUCUUAAAAGGCACGCAGCGGAGAUUGGUCUUCCAGUACAGGUGUUUGAGGUCGUGCCUAAGAAACCAGUUCUGGUGAUGACAUGGGAAGGUCUACAACCAGAAUUGCCAAGUAUACUUCUGAACUCGCAUAUGGACGUGGUUCCAGUGUUUGAGAAAAGCUGGAAACACCCGCCUUUUGACGCUCAAUUAGUCGACGGUGUUAUCUAUGGGCGAGGGGUCCAAGAUAUGAAGUCUGUUGCAAUUCAGUACCUUGAAGCAGUAAAGAGAUUGAAGAAUAAAGGGAUACGUCUCAAGAGGACAGUUCAUCUAAGCUUUGUACCAGAUGAAGAAUUAGGCGGUAAAAAAGGAAUGAAAGAGUUCGUCAAAACAGAACACUUCAAGAAGCUGAACGUGGACUUCGCUUUAGACGAAGGCAUCGCUAGCGCAACCGAUGAGUACCAGGUGUUCAACGGCGAAAGAACUAUUUGGCACUUAAACGUUAUCUGCCCGGGCAAGUCGGGCCACGGCUCACUGCUGCUCCCGGAUAACUGCGGAGAAAAGAUACGAUACAUCAUUGACAAGUUCAUGGAUCUGCGUCAGGUUUCAAAGAGCAAGUUGGAGAGUGACCCAUCACUCACAAUUGGUGACGUUACCACAAUUAAUCUGACUGUGCUUAAUGGUGGAAUACAAGAUAAUGUCAUUCCGGAGAAAAUGACCGCCACUUUUGACAUCCGUCACGCACUGUCUGAGGAUUUGGAGAGGUUCGAAAACAUGGUUAAGCAGUGGUGUAAGGAAGCUGGUGAUGGAGUUACUUAUACAUUCAACCAGAAGGACGUGUACGUGCCUCCAACGCCUGUAGAUAAUACAAAUCCGUACUGGCUUGCAUUCAAAUCCGCUGCUGAUAAACUUGGCAUAUCGCUGGUCGUCCGUACGUUCCCUGGCGGCACGGACAGCCGCUUCGUGCGCGCUUCGGGAAUACGUGCCCUCGGCUUCACGGCCGCGCGCCUCACCACACCAGGACUGCACGAGCACGAUGAGAGUCUUCGCGCCGAGCAGUUCCUGCGCGGCAUACAGAUUUAUGAGGAGGUUCUACCAGCAGUGGCGAAUGUUUGA